CCGUCUUUACGCUAAAAGGAGAAACUCACGCACUCGUUACUCCCACCGCCCACCGUAACUCUCCCUCUUCGCUAUAUCUUUCUCAAUUCUGAAACCCUUCUUUCUUAUCCGAUCAAUAAACCCUCAUUCCCACUUUUGUAUGCAUAGAGUGUGAAUUUAGCGUGUAUUCAUGUCCGAAUUUGUGCCCAAGAUGGGUUAUUCAAGGCCAGAUCUGAGUUGCAGAGUGUCGCCGGAGCCGGUGGACCACUUCGACUGUCUGCCGGACUCGCUUGUCGUACUCGUGUUCAAUAGGAUCGGGGAUGUUAAGGCUCUCGGCCGCUGCUGCGUCGUUUCGAGGCGUUUUCACGCCUUAGUACCCCAGGUGGAAAACGUCGUCGUUAAGGUAGACUGCGUUAUCUCCGACGACGGUGCCUCUUCGUCGGCGUCGGCUGACGAUGGCGCUGCCCGCAGGUCCCGCCACUCCGUUUCCUCCCUCCUGCGUCUCGCCUUCUCCGGGCUCCUGAAGCCUCUCCAGUCUUUCUCACAGUUCAUCGCCACCUCCGCUCGAUGUGACGCGGUUUCGUCGGCCCUCGGCGAUGAUGAUUUUGAUCAGGACGACGUGACUCACCACUCCCCCAGCCAGGUGUUGAAGAAUUUUAGCGAGAUCAAGUUCCUGCAGAUUGAACUGCCGAGCGGGGAGCUCGGAAUUGAAGAUGGGGUUUUGCUGAAAUGGAGGGCCGAUUUCGGGUCCACACUUGAAAAUUGCGCUAUCCUGGGUGCCGCGAAGGUGAUUCCACCAUUAAUAUUGGAAGCUAACGAUGUUAGUAAUAGCAUUCAUAUUGCUACCCUUCCCGAGCAGGCUCCGGUCAAUAAUAACGCGGCCAUUGAUGGAAAUGGCGAGAAUGAGUUUCACACAAAUGGAGGUUUGAAGAUGCGCGUGGUGUGGACAAUAAGCUCGCUAAUUGCAGCUUCUGCUAGGCAUUAUUUGCUGCAGCCCAUAAUUGCAGAGCACAAGACUCUAGAUAGAUUGGUUUUGACUGAUGCUAGUGGGCAGGGCAUUCUUUCUAUGAACAGGGAGCAGCUGGAGGAGCUAAGGGUGAAGCCAUUGUUGGCCUCGGCGGCCUCAAAGAGGACUAUGGUUCCAGCUCUUAAUAUGCGGUUAUGGUAUGCCCCUCAUUUGGAGUUACCAGAUGGGACAGUGUUGAAAGGGGCAAGCAUGGUGGUGAUCAGGCCUAGUGAACAACCCAGGAGAGAUGUGGUUGGGUCCGAUGAAAAUUCGGUUGCCUCACUGUUUGAGCAGCCUUAUGGGACAGCAGUGAGGAUGCUAAUGAAGAGGAGGACAUAUUGUCUUGAAAUGAACUCCUUUUGAAUGUUCAACCCUAGGAUAUGGAUACCCUGUUAGAUGGACUUGGAGGAUAGAGUGCAGCUUUUAAGGAAGGCGGAUUUCACACACUGUCAAAGGCGGAGAAAAAGCAAAAUUUUGUCUUUGGAUAGCAGACUUUUAGUUGAUCGAACAGUCUGGGUUUUAGAUGAGUUUACCUCUUCAUCCACCCUUCUAAAGAUCUAUAAGCUUUAUGUAAAUGUGAUUCUCCUUAGUUAAUGAAUUGAUAAUAGGAAUCUUGUUUGUUCGAGUUCAUAGUGUAUAUGCUUUAAGAAUGCACAGAAUGGAUAUGAUUAAUGUUGUAAAAUCAUUGUGCGACCUUGUCUUAAUUGACGUAUUUAGUAAUUAGUAUCCUUCUGUGAAUAUUGUAGGAUAUAGAUUUUUUAUGCUUAUGUGAUGUACUUGUGAGGUUUUUUGAGCAAUGGAACAAGCAUUUUGCACAUUC
This is a messenger RNA of Ipomoea nil (Japanese morning glory), 1805 nucleotides long. Its product is annotated as F-box protein At4g18380-like. Gene Ontology annotation, molecular function: protein binding. NCBI's taxonomy places the organism in Eukaryota, Viridiplantae, Streptophyta, Magnoliopsida, Solanales, Convolvulaceae. The record is from RefSeq and is a predicted model, not a curated record. The coding region runs from base 170 to 1348 and encodes 392 amino acids. The transcript is spliced from 2 exons.